This is a messenger RNA of Centruroides sculpturatus (bark scorpion), 1833 nucleotides long. Its product is annotated as homeobox protein Nkx-6.2-like. Gene Ontology annotation, biological process: cell differentiation; regulation of transcription by RNA polymerase II. The transcript is spliced from 5 exons. The coding region runs from base 375 to 977 and encodes 200 amino acids. NCBI's taxonomy places the organism in Eukaryota, Metazoa, Arthropoda, Arachnida, Scorpiones, Buthidae. The record is from RefSeq and is a predicted model, not a curated record. Gene Ontology annotation, molecular function: RNA polymerase II cis-regulatory region sequence-specific DNA binding; DNA-binding transcription factor activity, RNA polymerase II-specific. Gene Ontology annotation, cellular component: nucleus.
UUCUCUAGAGGGCGGAUCCAAACCGCCCGAUCCUAUUGGACGCCAAGCGUUACCAUGGUUUCGAUAGACCAAUAGACGAGCCCAUGAUGUUUUGUUGAAUCUGUGAAGGAAACGGAGCAAGACAGACAAUAUGUCGGCCUGUCGGAUGCUUCACUUUCCAACUGACGGUACUUAAUGAAGCGUGCUACCACUGGUCGACCCCUUCGAGUGACACGUGGCCGCAGUCGAUCCCCUUGUGAUAGAUAACUCGCAACUGUUUCGUUACGGUGGAGUCCGAGCCGAGGAAAGCGCACUUUUUGGCAGCAAUUUUAUUAAUUCAAGGAACAGGAAAUGAAGCCUCGGGGAAUUGAUACUUCGUAGAAGAUGGACUAGCGAUGUAUUCUUUUAUCAGAGACAACACGGCAUCUCAACAGAUGGCUCUAAAGUCACCUUACCAAGCUCCACAUCCUCUCGGACAUCUUUUGACUCGCCCGCCUUUUGCGAUGUUGCCUUUCUAUGGGAAUGCCGCUUCUCUCUACCGUUUCGGCACCGGGCUAUCUACCACAUCUCAAGACGUGUGCCGCCCUUCGGCAUCCACCGUUUCUGACGUCACUUGGCCUCCUAUGCUGACGGGUCACACGCCUUGGAGUGAGCAGCUGGCUAACAUUGCAGCUAGAAACCAAGCGGAAACAUCAUUGGCACAAGGCAGGAAGAAGGCCUGGAGGCCCACUUUUUCCGGUCAUCAGAUUUACGUUCUGGAAAAGACAUUCGAGCAAACUAAAUAUCUAGCAGGACCAGAAAGGGCUAAAUUAGCAUACGCCCUUGGAAUGUCCGAAAGUCAAGUUAAGGUAUGGUUCCAAAAUCGAAGAACCAAAUGGCGGAAAAAGAAUGCGGCCGAAAUGGCCAUAGCUAAAUCCAAUUCGACAGACUACGAGUCAACUCUCACCUAUUCACAGAACGAAGUAUGGCGUCCGUCAAGUGAUUUGAAAUCGGCGUGAUGUCCCUUUUCAUGUUAUAAAGGGGGAAGGACAUCUCGACAGGUGGCCGAGAACAUCGUAAAGAACAGUUUUACGAGAGAGCGAAGUUACUCUCCACGCAAGAACCUUAAUGUGUUGGAGAUCUUGCUAUGUAACUCGCCGACAAAAGGUAACUGCCUCCUUAAUGCACCAUCGUCGACUCCAACUAUACAAAUCACAUACACCUCGGGCUAUCUUGCCUAGUCUAAUAGCUGUAGUUAAACGGCGGGUGGGAGUUGUGGCUAGUCUCUUUCACCCACGCCUUUGUCUUGUCGGAUGAGGGAAACAGUCUGUUGUAGAAAAUUAGAAGCUUAUUGUACAAACUAAGAUUGCUGAAACAGUUACUUGUAAAAACAUAAUUUUUUUCUUUGCGUUAACGUGAAAAUGUUCCUGAAUAGGUAAAUUAAAUUCUUUUCAGAAAAAGAAUAUCUUUAUAUAUACAUAAAAUAUAUAUAAAUAUAUAUAUCUAUAUAUCUAUACGUAAUUAUUCAGUUAGAGAAAAAAAAAACUUGGAAUUUUUUGCAUAAACUAAUAAUUGGUUUGCACUAUUAAAUUUAGGGAUAUGUUGAUGGAACCAUUUACGAAAUCAACCAAAGAGCAAAUAUAAAAUAGAAGACUACUCGAAACGAAGAAGUAUAUCUCUUGUGUUGGUUUGAAGUGGUGUUAUACACUUAUAAAUUGCGUAUUCGUAAUUGUAAUAUGCGAGAUUCUGGCCAGCAAGUUGGAUUACUUCAGCAUCUUCUUUAAUUGUAGAUGCUUCUGUAGAAAAAAGAAAAGUUUCCUUUAUUCGAUUUUUGUAACUAAUCCAGUGAUAAUUCAAUAAAUGCUUUCAGUGUAA